Messenger RNA from Medioppia subpectinata, 987 nucleotides. The record is from the annotation of a GenBank genome assembly. NCBI's taxonomy places the organism in Eukaryota, Metazoa, Arthropoda, Arachnida, Sarcoptiformes, Oppiidae.
AAACAGCAAACCAGUGGUACAAUUGUCGAGGAAAGCCGUCCUCGAAGUGGACUCAUAGAUGAAGGCGACGAAGAAGAGACCGAUGAGGAGGAGUGGGACGGGGAGGAGGCGGGAGAUCAACGGCCCAAUAAGCCCGGGAGGGGUCGUGGGAGGGGACCAUCCGGUGGUCUACCGCCCGGAUUAGCCAAAAAACAGGGACAGCGACCCAAUAACCAAAACCAGGGAAACAAUAACAAGAAAAACAAAAAACCAAAAAACAAGGGAAAUAAACACAAUAACGACAAUAACGGCAAUAACAACGGCAACGACAACAGACCCCGACCACAGACACCGGCAGAGACUGCCAUCGAGCCCACGGAAGAAGAAAUUAAUAUCCCAGCGUCUGAGUGGCGACAACUGGAGCGCCUGAAACAUCACUGGGCCAACACAGCCCAUACAAAGUCGGGUCUGAGCCGCAAAUUUAUCUUCUUUUUGGAGAGAGACACCAGUUAUCAGAGACACGACGCGUGUCUGACGCCCGACAACGCGUUGGGCAGUUGUCAUUACGUCCAACACUGUCCCAUACCGGACGUGAUCCGCAGUUUUGACAAAUUCCUGUCCUAUGUUUGCUUCAUUCACAACCGAUAUGUGGGCGUCUGCUGUCCCGACGACUACUUGGACGACAAUAGGUCACCGCAACCCUCACAGCCCGUGCUCUCCGCCCCCACCCGACGCCCGAAGCAGCCGUUGAAUACCAGGCCUACUACGAGACCGCAUACCCGACCACAGGUACCAUCUGUUGGCAAAGCAAACGAUGGCAGCGAUUAUGUUAACGACAUCUGUGGUGUAUCGGAAAAUACGCGUAUUAUUGGCGGCGCUUUGGCCGACCCUAAGGACUGGCUUUGGAUGGCUGCCAUAUUGUUAACAAAGGAGACAAAGCCCUACUGUGGCGGUGCUGUCAUUACGGAGCAGCACAUCCUGACCGCCGCCCACUGUCUUAAAGAGUAA